GGGAAUUUUCUAAAUGAAACAUCGAGCAAGCCAUACAAACCAUACAAACCAUACAAACCAUACAUCGAGAUACGAUGCAAGAUGCCUAUGUGAUGUCAUUGUGGUAAAGUACCCCGGAUUUUCAGUUUGCGAACUUGUUUUCGGUUAUGUCCAAGUUGGCCUGGGUUGCAUCAGAGUAAAGUGAAAUCUUUCAUAAGUACAUUGAACUUUCCAUUAUCAAACAGCAAAUCUAUCACCAUAUCUCAACCACAUUUUGCUCAAACAAAAGACAUCUUCUCUUUUUCACCAACACCAUCUGAAAUAUCAUAUCCAGACAUUGUGGCAGUCCAGUCCCGACCUAUAUCGUCAAGAUCUUCAACUUCUACAACUUUCACUAGAAAACCACGCAAGAUGUCUGACGGGUAAGUUCCCAUAUCAAAUGUUUGAUUUCGCAACAUACUAACUAGUUCGAAGAGAAAAGCAAAACAACACCAUGGAGGCCGACUACGAGUACGAGUCUGAAGAAGAGCAAGAGCCAGAGCCCCAGAAGCAACCACAACAAGGCACACGGACGAUGCAAAGAGCGCCACGUCAACAAGACCAACAAGUUCAACAACAACCACAGCAGCAGCAGCAAAUGCAGCAGCAACCUCAGCAGAACCAACAAAUGGUUCCUAUGGACCAACGCGUAUCAGGUAACAUGGGCGGACGAACCGGUGCGAUCAGAGAGUCGAGGAUUAAGGAUCGACCAGCGCCAAAGGAGGAGAGGGACAGCAGUUUGAAGAUCAAGAUUGAGUUGGAUCUGGAAGUCGAGGUAGAUCUCUACGCCCGUGUGAAGGGUGAUGUUACUAUUGGAUUAAUGUAGUAAUAUAAUCUUGUGUAGGUCGAUCUAUACGCUCGAGUAAAGGGAGACGUCACCAUCGGAUUACUGUGAGAAGUGAGUGUGGUCCAUUGUUGGAACAAGCCAUAGUAAUACGGGGUAGACGAAAUUGAUCGCCAUGACAUUGGAAUGGCCCUCACAACUUUUUGGCUUCUGUACUUUAGCGAUUUCGGAGUUUGCUUUGGGAUGUUAUGGGCGUGCUUUGGGAUUGAAGUUUUAUAAUCAUGCCUCGCUGUAGAACUGAAAAGUGGCAAGGCCGUAUUGUUCUCGGUUUCCAAGGUCAAAUCACUUAUGUUCAGCCCAGAAAAAUAAGAAAAGUAGAGCAACUACAAUAAAAUAUAAUCGAGCAAUUUGAAA
Hymenoscyphus albidus is the source of this 1216-nucleotide messenger RNA. The record is from the annotation of a GenBank genome assembly. Lineage: Eukaryota; Fungi; Ascomycota; Leotiomycetes; Helotiales; Helotiaceae.